AUGGUGAAGAAGGGGAAGUGGUCCAGGGAAGAGGAUGACUUGUUGAAAAAACACAUUGACAAGUAUGGCAUUGGCCGUAGUUGGCAGGCAUUGGCUGAAACCCUAGGGCUUCAGCGUUGCGGUCGGGGUUGCCGAGCGCGGUGGCUGAACUACCUCCGGCCGGGACUGAAGCACGGCAACUUCACGCCGGCAGAGGAGAGCAUCAUCUGUGAGAUGUACAGCAAGAGGGGAAGCUGCUGGUCCGUCAUCGCCGCCCAGCUCCCCGGGAGGACGGACCUCGCCGUCAAGAACUACUGGAACGGCACCAUCUCCAAGAGGUUCCACUGGGCGAGCAGCGCGGCGGCCGCGCGCCGCAGGCGCAGCGACCACCGCCCCUCCUCCAGCACGACGUCGGACGCCACCAAGCCGGAGGAGCUCGCGCUGGUCGUCCACGGCGAGGGGAGCUCCACGACAGGAUCGUCAUGCUAUGCCGGCGGCUUCGUGGACGCCCGCGUCCUGGCCGGCUCACUGCCGCUCGUGCAAGCGCAGCCACCGCUGGCGGCCGGCGGCUGGAAAGCGGCGAAAGAAGAGGUCGGUGAGACGGUGCCGAUUGAGAGGAAGCCGGCCGUGGCGCCUGCGCCUCUGCCAGAGAAUGCACCGGCGCUGCCUGGUGAUGAGGCCGGUGCGGUGGACAUGGUCUGCGCCCCCAUGACUGCGAUCCCCCUGGCGUCCAUGGAGCCGGACGACAUGCCUUGGAUUGACGGUUUCGACGAGAUCGACAGCUUCCUGCCCUGGUUCGAUGACUAG
This is a messenger RNA of Triticum turgidum subsp. durum (durum wheat), 786 nucleotides long. The record is from the annotation of a GenBank genome assembly. NCBI's taxonomy places the organism in Eukaryota, Viridiplantae, Streptophyta, Magnoliopsida, Poales, Poaceae.